CCGGGUUUCAGUGUCAUAGCCAAGCAGGGUGGUAACAGAAACCAGUGAUUCAAUGAAUGUAUGCCGAUGCCAGUGCCAAUGCGAGUGCCCAGAAAGAGUGCCUUGUUCAGAAACGAUAGCGCAUCGAGGUGCCUGUAUUGUAAAAUUGGUCUGUGGCCUGGCCAGUAGCGUGCGUUGGCGCUGGGCCUGGUCAACACAGGGCAUCUUUGCAAAUCGACCGAUGACGUCCUCGAUCAACAUCGUCGCCCUUAGCAAACGUCAACGUCACUGACCACACUCCCUUUCUCCAGCCCAGCCAAGACCACGCCAACCACUGCCCGGAUCCAGCCAUUACCGUGUAACUCUCGUACCUGCCUGUCACGGGCAGUCUCCCUUAGAAAAGUAUAUCUAAUCCUGUCUCUCUCCUGCCUCGUACCAGGAGCUCUUACAUUAUUUCAAAUCCCGUCCAAUACCAAUUCCUACCUAAUACAAUACCCAACUGCUUUGUGAUACCCAUCCCUUACCAGAGGAUACCAAACAACAGCUUCUUCAUUUGUUACCUACGCCUACGCUACGCAACGCAACGCAUCCUCCCCUCUCAUAAUAAGAUCGACUUCUGCUUCGUCUCUUAUCCACUACAUCAUCGUCACCUCAACUCUAAAAAAGAGUUAACGUCCUAACACUUUUAACGUCAUACUUUUCCGUGGCAUAACGACUUAAUAACGAGAUACCCCAUACACUUUUGCCCAUCAUGCCCGGAGCCCCAGAUGUCAACAAACCUACAGACAUCAAGACGAAGGAGGCCGAUGUCAACCGAAAGCUCCAAGUCUACGGAAUCAUUUCUGCCUUCCAGAACGGCAAGGUUCCUUCGAACGACCAAAUUGAUGUCGCUCUAAGCAGUUUCCUCGCCUCUCGCGCCCUCUCUGGUCGCCACGAGAAGCUCUCCGCUGAGGGUCAAGAGCUCGUCAAGGAUGCCGCCAACGCCAUUAAGCAAGCCAAGUACCUCCUUCUGUCCAAGAACGAAGGCAACCUGAUUCAGGAUUUCAUCUGGCAGACCACUCAGUUCGACCCCAAGAGUGUCAACACACCCAAUGCCCCCAUCAGCAAGGACGCUGCCAAGCAGGAUGGUGACCAAGCUCUUGAGGGUUUGAGAACCCUUGGCCAGCUUCUCAUCACCAACGGACAGUUCCGAAAGCUUCUUUCUGAUGCUACAGUCCUCUUCCGCGAUAUGGCUGGCGAUGCUGCUACCAACGCUGCUGCCCGUGUCCGCCCCUCUCAGGAGCAGCUCCGACAGAUCGACGAGCCUGCUCAGGACAAUGUCUGGCAUGAGGCUCCCGACUUUUCCAAGGACAACCUGAAGCAGCAGGCUAAGGGCUUCUACAGUGGAAACCCCAAGGAGGAUGCCAAGGACGUCGCUGCUGCUGGUAUCAACGCUGCCGCUCCCGGACAGCUCCAGCAGAACCAGCAGGCCAAUGCUCAGCAGGGCACUUACCCUCAGGUCACCACCGGUACCGAGACUGGUAAUGUGCCUUCCAGCUCCGUGCCUGCUUCAACCGACGCCGCUCGUGACGCCGCUCGCCAGACCGACCCCCAGGCUGGUAAGAGUGCCGCUAAGCAGGCUGCUGAGGCCAAGCUCGACAACAAGGUCGACCCCGAGACCAAGGAGAGCAUCCUGCAGCGCAACGAGGAGUACCGUCGCAAGGCCCGCAACUACUUCGAUAAGAAGAUGCCCCAGGAGCGUAAGGACCAGACCAUCUGGCGUCUCAAGAAGAUGAUUCUGGAGUGCCAGCAGCACGAGGACUACUCUCAGGCCAUUCAGACUCUUCUGCGCCUGGCUGAGACUUACAGCCGCCACGGCCGCACUCUUGGCCAGGGCUCUACCGAUACUGCCAAGGACGCACGUGGUGGCCUUGCUGCCGCCGAGCGUGACCUCCGCACUAUCAUUGAGCGAUUCGCCAACGGCACCUCCACUGAGGAUCUUUGGGAGGCCAUCGGCCAGAUUUACCGCGACGCUGAUAACGACCGUGAGCUCAAGGACUGGUUCAAGGCUAUGGACUCUUACAUCCGCCGAUGCCUCCUUCAGCAGGGUUACAUCCUCGAGGAUGAGUCCACUCGUGAGUGGGAUCAGCUCUACGACCAGGGACGAUACCUCCUCCGCAACAAAUACCGCGGUCACACCGACCGUGUUGUCGAUGAGAUCAAGUUCCUUGCCGACCAGUUCGACCAGGACCCUCAGAACCACGCUUUUGCCGAGUCUCUCCAGAAGCUGUUCAAGGACCUUGGCAACGACCAGGAUGGCAAGCCUGUCUUCAAGCCUCAUCUGCUCAAGGACUUGAGGGAUGUCAUUCUCCCCGCCGCCCUUGAGAACAUUGCCUACAUCCCAAUUCCUCGAAUUGAGUACACCGACUCCCAGGUCGAUGCUAUCAUCGAGAACCUAGUCCUUGAGAGUGACAACUUUGCCCCCAACAUCUUCGAGGUUUCCAGCGAGCACUACUUCCGAUGGGGCCGCAAGAAGAUCGCCAACAAGAGCCAUCAGACCGUCGAGGUCAAGGUUGCUGGCAUCCAGAUGGAUCUUCGUGAUGUGAGCUUCCACAUCAAGCGCAAGCAAGGUUUCCCUUCUAUCACCGACACUGGUGUUGCUGACAUCAUCCUCCCUGGUGAUGGCUUCUCCUUCAAGAUGAAGGUGUCUACCGCCGACAAGAAGGAUCGCCAGAACUACUUCAAGGUUGAGAAGGUCGAUGUUGACUUCAACAAGCUCCAAAUCAAAGUCAAGAAGUCGAACCAUAAGCUGCUCUUCUCCUUGUUCAAGCCUUUCAUGCUCAAGGUUAUUAGCCCUCCUCUGCAGAAAGCUGUUGAAAAAGCCAUCAAGGACCAGUGCAACAAGUUCGACCAGCUGCUGUUCCAGGUUAAGCAGGAGGCUGACCGUGCUGCUGCUGAGGCGAAGAACCACCCCGAGAACGCCCCCAACAUCUACAACCGUUACUACACUGCUGCCCAGCAACAGUUUACUAAGGGCAAGAAGAAGGCUGAGGCGGCUGCUUCUGACAAGAAGGCCAACAUUGCUAUGACCAAGGAGGACAGCAUCUUCCCCAACAUCGACCUCCCUGGUGGCAUCAGCACCAAGGCUACCGAGUACAAGGAGCUUGCCCGUAAGGGCGAUAAGUGGGAGAGUCCUGUCUUCUCUAUCGGCUCCGCGAAGAAGAGCACUGACAUUCCUUCCGCUCCCAAGAUCCAGCGCAAGGCUCACCCCGUGUCAGAUCUUGGACCUAAGAACACUUCCAACGCUGACUACGACUUCUACCCUGUUGGUGGUAACACCCACACUGGUAAUGGUGCGUUGAACGGCGGCAACGGUCUCCAGAUUGGCAACGGUGCUGUUCAUGGCAAGCACCCUGCUGGUUUCACCAAUGGUCAGACCGGCCUGCCCACUGGCCAGGCUCCUCUCACCACUGGCCAGAUCAACCCCGUUUAAAAUCAAUGCGACGGAGAUGCCAAGUAGGCACAGGAAAAAUAAUAGUGGAGGAUUGUUGACGUUAUACCCAUGCUCAUGUACUUGAGUUGUCUUUAUUCUCUUUGUUUUUGAUACCACACUGGAAGCAAUGACGAUGGGUGGAUAAAGCACGAUGCGAGGAUUGUGCUUGGUUAAGGAAAACUACAGGUUUAUUAAUUAGUGAUGUGACGGCCGUUUCCUUUGUUACGAGGGUAUACACGAUUGGUUGAUAGUUGAAAUUGACUUCUCUACCGUUGAUGUCUUUGUUCUAUUGUGAUGUGAUGGCGUGAUAUGCAGCGUUGGAAAGGCUUCGAGGGUCGAACAAAUCAACGAGUUUUCUCCCUGAAAUACCGUGGUUGGCCCUAUAUGCAAUAAAAGGCCUGACUGUUGAACAAAG
Molecule: messenger RNA, 3866 nt
Organism: Fusarium odoratissimum NRRL 54006
Lineage: Eukaryota; Fungi; Ascomycota; Sordariomycetes; Hypocreales; Nectriaceae
Exons: 2
Coding region: 731-3451 (906 amino acids)
Molecular function (GO): lipid binding
Source: RefSeq, a predicted model, not a curated record